Messenger RNA from Dichomitus squalens LYAD-421 SS1, 1092 nucleotides. RefSeq names its product Thioesterase/thiol ester dehydrase-isomerase. Gene Ontology annotation, biological process: acyl-CoA metabolic process. Bases 1 to 1092 code for a protein of 363 amino acids. Gene Ontology annotation, molecular function: fatty acyl-CoA hydrolase activity. Gene Ontology annotation, cellular component: mitochondrion. NCBI's taxonomy places the organism in Eukaryota, Fungi, Basidiomycota, Agaricomycetes, Polyporales, Polyporaceae. The record is from RefSeq and is a predicted model, not a curated record. The transcript is spliced from 7 exons.
AUGCAAGACUCCUACUGCGAGAUCCUGCUCCCAUUUGCCUCAUCUCCAGAAGUGCUCGACAGACACACGAACGCAUCCGGAGGCAUCAGGACAGGCUUGCUUAUGGAGCACCUAGACUCGCUCUCAGGCAGUAUUGCGUAUAAGCAUGUGCUGGGUCCCAAGGUUCCAGCGUUGCCGCCGGACGCUGGCUUCUAUAUCGUCACUGCCUCGGUUGAGAGGCUGGAUAUGCUUGCAUCCCUCUACCCUGUGCGGGACAUGCGAUUGAGCGGGCAGAUCAUCCAUACGGGUAAGAGCUCGAUGGAAGUCGCAGUACGAAUGGAAGCCUUGGAGAAGGACGGUCGCGAGCAGACCAUUAUGGUGGGUCGAUUCUGCAUGGUAUGUAGGGAUGGACGCACACACCGUUCGAGGCCGGUGAACCCACUCUUGUUGGAUACGGAGGAAGAUCGCCAGUUGUACAACAUCGGAGAAGUCCACAGGCGUCGCCGGCAGACGCAAGCAGACCGUUCUCUCGACCGUGUUCCGCCUACUGCGUCCGAAUCCCAAGAGCUACACUCUAUGUAUCUCAAUUACGGACAAGAGGAAAAGACGUCUAACCUGAAUGAGGAUGUGGAGAGGGUCUGGCUGGGAGAUACCCGUCUCGAGAAAACAAUGGUGAUGUUCCCUCAGGAGCGAAACGUGCAUCAGAAGAUCUUUGGUGGCUACCUAAUGCGACUCGCAUACGAGCUCGGGUUUGCCAACUCGUGUCUGUUCACGCGUGGGCACGUAACGUUUGUGUCUCUUGACGGCAUCUCGUUUGCUCGCCCUGUCCCUAUUGGCUCCCUCCUCCGUCUCACAUCUAACAUUGUGCAUUCAUCUUCAUCAAAAGACUAUCCUGCACUAGUACACGUCUGGGUGCACGCCGAUGUAGUGGAUCUCGAAACAGGGACAGAGCAACGAACGAACGACUUUAGGUUCACCUGGUGUCGGGAGACCGGCCCCCCGCUGAAGAGGAUUGUAGUGCCGAAGACAUACGGUGAGGCCAUGCAGUGGGUCGAAGGGCGACGCGCUCUGGAAAUGGGCUCAGAAAUUCGAAAGCUGCGCAAGAGGCAAUGA